UUGACAUAAACCUAACCUAGACUAAUCAAAACAAACCCGAAAAUAGGUUUUGUUACCUGAAAAAUGUGAUAAAAAAUAAGCUUUUCCAUCAUGAUUAGAAGACUUUUUAAUACAGUUUUCGAAGGGGCGAUAAUAAAUCCUAUAGAAGCUAAUACUCCAUGUUACCCUCAUCCAUUUAGAUUAAGUGACACAGUGCAUUUUGGAUGGCUUUCGAGUGUUGCCCCUUGUUUCCCUGUAUCGUCACAUAACAUUAAGAUAAUAACCGAACCCAAGCAGUUCUACGAUCAUUUACUGCACUACUGUAAAAAUGCCUCUCAUAGGCUUACUUUGGUGAGUUUAUACUUGGGCACUGGCGACUUAGAAAACCAACUAAUUGAGGCUGUAAAACAGAACAAGCAGUUUCAAAACAAAAAAUUAAAUAUUAAUAUUCUUCUAGAUUAUACCAGGGGAAGUAGAGGUAAGGUAAACUCUCGCACAAUGCUGAAACCGCUACUUAAAUGUAAUGAGAAUUGUAACAUUUCUUUAUAUCACACUCCUGCCUUAAGAGGUAUGCUUAAGAGAUUUAUUCCAAAUCGAUGGAACGAGCUACUUGGCCUCCAACAUAUGAAGCUUUAUAUAUUUGAUGAUGUAUUAAUUAUUAGUGGCGCCAAUUUGUCUAAUGAUUAUUUUACAAACAGACAAGACAGGUAUAUGUUAAUAAAAGAUAAGAAAUUGACAGAUUUCUAUUGCGAGCUGGUUACCAAUGUAGAGAGUUUCUGUUUAAAAAUGGAUGAGGAGGAUAAUCUAAGUUUUCCAGUGGAGACAUGGAAGUGUUCACCUUAUGAGGGUAGUAAGAAAGCAUUUACCAGUAAAGCUAGGGAAAUAGUGGAAAGCUUUAUUAAUAAGUCAUUUAAUGAAAAUGUACAUUCAAUACAAAAAUCUGAUGAUACAUGGAUUUUUCCAACUCUUCAAAUGGGCCAAUUAGAUAUUAAACAAGACUCUUAUAUAACGGAUAGAUUAUUAGCAGAAGCACCAAGUGAAAGUAAACUGAGGAUAGCCACUGGAUAUUUUAAUUUAACAAGUCAAUACAUGCACACAUUAGUUCAUGACUGUAAAGCGGAAGUGGAAAUACUUAUGGCUCAUCCAAGAGCAAAUGGAUUUCUGGAUGCUAAAGGUCCUGCAGGAGGAAUUCCAUAUGCAUAUUCUUUGAUUGCUGAGAAAUUUAGGAGAAUGUGUGAGGUGCAUCAUCAGCAGUACCGAAUAAAGUUAUUGGAAUAUAUGAGGAAGGGGUGGACAUAUCAUGGAAAAGGUUUAUGGUACUAUCCACCCAAAAGCAAAUACCCUUGUUUAUCAAUAAUAGGUUCACCAAAUUUUGGUGAUAGGUCAGUUACUAAAGACUUAGAAACCCAAUUGGUGAUAGUCACAGAAAACAACGAACUGAGAAAAUGUUUUCACGAAGAAAGCCAAAGACUUUACAAAUUGGGACUAGAAGCAGACACAAAACGUCAAGUGCCACUUUGGGUUAAUGUAUUCGUAUUGCUGUUUAGAAGUUAUUUUUAAGUGAUUUAUUGUUUUAAGUGUGUAGGAAUCGUUAUUUUGUUGUUAAUAACUUUAUUUGACAAUUAUAUGUAGAUUAAGCUUCUUGUGUUUAUUAAUAAAAGUGUUGAUAAAAAAAUUA
Anthonomus grandis grandis is the source of this 1657-nucleotide messenger RNA. RefSeq names its product CDP-diacylglycerol--glycerol-3-phosphate 3-phosphatidyltransferase, mitochondrial (gene PGS1). Gene Ontology annotation, molecular function: CDP-diacylglycerol-glycerol-3-phosphate 3-phosphatidyltransferase activity. The coding region runs from base 91 to 1539 and encodes 482 amino acids. The record is from RefSeq and is a predicted model, not a curated record. The transcript has 3 exons. Gene Ontology annotation, biological process: cardiolipin biosynthetic process. Gene Ontology annotation, cellular component: mitochondrion. Lineage: Eukaryota; Metazoa; Arthropoda; Insecta; Coleoptera; Curculionidae.